CGCGGCCCAGGGCGACCUCGGGAAUCGGGUGUUGUCUGGGCCAUCCGCACGCCUGGGGCUGGGGCGGGAUGUAAGGCGCGGGGUGCGGAGGCCGCCUGUCUAGUGGUGGGGGGCGCGGGAGGCGCACCGAGGAUGGAGAGAGCCAUGGAGCAGCUCAACCGCCUGACGCGCUCGCUGCGCCGCGCUCGUACCGUGGAGCUGCCCGAUGAUAAUGAAACUGCUGUUUAUACAUUAAUGCCAAUGGUUAUGGCAGAUCAACACAGAUCUGUUUCUGAACUACUAUCAAAUUCAAAAUUUGAUGUCAAUUAUGCAUUUGGACGUGUGAAAAGGAGCUUGCUUCACAUUGCAGCAAAUUGUGGAUCAGUGGAAUGCUUGGUUCUGCUGUUAAAGAAAGGAGCAAAUCCUAAUUAUCAAGAUAUUUCGGGUUGUACACCCCUUCAUUUGGCUGCUAGAAAUGGGCAGAAGAAAUGCAUGAGUAAAUUAUUAGAAUAUAGUGCUGAUGUCAACAUUUGUAAUAAUGAAGGACUUACAGCAAUACAUUGGCUGGCUGUGAAUGGGCGAACGGAACUACUCCAUGACCUUGUGCAGCACGUCAGUGAUGUUGAUGUUGAGGACGCGAUGGGGCAGACAGCACUGCAUGUGGCCUGCCAGAAUGGCCACAAGACGACAGUGCAAUGCUUGCUAGACAGUGGUGCUGAUAUUAACAGGCCAAAUGUAUCAGGAGCCACUCCACUGUACUUUGCUUGCAGUCAUGGCCAGAGAGAUACAGCACAGAUUCUUCUAAUACGAGGAGCCAAAUAUCUGCCAGAUAAAAAUGGAAUAACUCCUCUGGAUUUAUGUGUACAGGGUGGGUAUGGAGAAACUUGUGAAGUAUUAAUUCAGUAUCAUCCUAGGCUUUUUCAGACAAUUAUUCAAAUGACACAGAAUGAAGAUCUUCGAGAAAACAUGUUACGGCAAGUUCUGGAACAUUUGUCUCAGCAAAGUGAAAGUCAGUACUUAAAGAUUCUUACAAGCCUUGCUGAAGUGGCCACAACAAAUGGUCAUAAACUGCUUAGCCUGUCUAGCAAUUAUGAUGCUCAGAUGAAGAGCCUUUUAAGGAUUGUGAGGAUAUUUUGUCAUGUCUUUCGAAUUGGUCCAUCCUCUCCUAGUAAUGGAAUCGAUAUGGGCUACAACGGGAAUAAAACUCCAAGAAGCCAGGUGUUCAAGCCUCUUGAGUUGCUUUGGCACUCAUUAGAUGAAUGGCUAGUUUUAAUAGCUACAGAAUUGAUGAAAAACAAGAAGGACUCGACAGAUAUCACAUCUAUAUUACUGAAACAAAAAGGCCAAGAUCAAGAUGGUGCUUCCAUUCCUUCAUUUGAGCCUACAGGACCUGAGAGCUAUGAACAUUUCUCCACUGAUACAGGGGAGUCUAAACCAGAUGCUCUUGCUGGGAAACAGGAAGUCAGUGCAGACUGUCAGGAUGUUAUUUCUAUGACGGCUAAUCGGCUAAGUGCUGUCAUUCAAGCCUUUUACAUGUGCUGCUCUUGUCAGAUGCCACCAGGAAUGACAUCCCCUCGUUUCAUUGAAUUCGUCUGCAAACAUGAUGAAGUUUUAAAAUGCUUUGUUAACAGAAAUCCCAAAAUUAUAUUUGAUCACUUUCAUUUCCUCCUUGAAUGUCCUGAGUUGAUGUCCCGAUUCAUGCAUAUUAUAAAAGCACAGCCAUUUAAAGAUCGUUGUGAAUGGUUCUACGAACAUUUGCAUUCAGGACAACCAGAUUCAGAUAUGGUGCAUAGACCAGUAAAUGAAAAUGAUAUUCUGCUGGUCCAUAGAGAUUCUAUUUUUAGGAGUAGCUGUGAAGUUGUAUCAAAAGCAAAUUGUGCAAAGCUAAAGCAAGGAAUUGCUGUACGGUUCCAUGGAGAAGAGGGCAUGGGUCAAGGUGUUGUUCGUGAGUGGUUUGAUAUUCUGUCUAAUGAAAUUGUCAAUCCUGAUUAUGCAUUGUUUACCCAGUCAGCUGAUGGAACAACUUUUCAGCCUAAUAGCAACUCCUAUGUAAAUCCGGACCAUUUGAACUAUUUUCGGUUUGCUGGACAGAUCUUGGGAUUAGCUUUGAACCAUAGGCAGCUGGUCAACAUUUACUUCACAAGAUCAUUCUACAAGCACAUUCUUGGCAUACCUGUAAAUUACCAAGAUGUGGCAUCCAUUGAUCCAGAAUAUGCCAAAAAUUUACAAUGGAUUUUAGAUAACGAUAUUAGUGAUCUGGGUCUAGAACUAACUUUUUCAGUUGAGACUGAUGUGUUUGGAGCGAUGGAGGAGGUACCUUUGAAACCAGGGGGUGGAAGUAUUCUUGUGACUCAAAAUAACAAAGCAGAGUAUGUCCAGCUUGUUACUGAACUUCGAAUGACAAGAGCCAUUCAACCUCAGAUCAAUGCUUUUCUACAGGGCUUUCAUAUGUUCAUUCCACCUUCCCUCAUACAGCUUUUUGAUGAGUAUGAAUUGGAGCUGCUGCUUUCUGGCAUGCCAGAAAUUGAUGUGAAUGAUUGGAUAAAAAAUACAGAAUACACUAGUGGCUAUGAAAGAGAAGAUCCAGUUAUUCAGUGGUUCUGGGAAGUGGUGGAAGAUAUUACUCCAGAGGAGAGAGUGCUUCUCUUGCAGUUUGUAACUGGAAGUUCUAGAGUCCCACAUGGUGGUUUUGCUAACAUCAUGGGUGGAAGUGGAUUGCAAAACUUUACAAUUGCUGCUGUACCAUAUACUUCAAAUCUUCUGCCCACUUCAAGCACAUGCAUCAACAUGCUCAAGUUACCUGAAUACCCAAGUAAAGAAAUACUCAAGGACAGACUUCUUGUGGCUUUACAUUGUGGCAGCUAUGGUUACACAAUGGCAUAAUGAAAUCUGGAAGACUCAUCUGACUACUGAUGCACAAUUCAGAGUGACAGAAGUAAUUUAGGAAACUGUCAACAGAAAAGCAGCCUAAAUGCAGCCAUAGGCAGGUGAUGUUUAAAAUUCAUAAAGGAUCAGAUUUUCCCCCAUCUCCCAUUUUUAUUUUUUGCUUUCUCAAUUUGUGUUACAGCUGGCAAACAUAAAAUCACAGUAUUAUUCAUUUUAUCUGAAAGUAGAAAAAUUAUAUCUUUUUAUAUUUCUUUAAUUUUAUUCAAGAUUGUGUGAAGGCAAAGUAUUCUGUAUUCCACCUCUGCUAUAUUAACU
This is a messenger RNA of Suncus etruscus (white-toothed pygmy shrew), 3180 nucleotides long. RefSeq names its product HECT domain and ankyrin repeat containing E3 ubiquitin protein ligase 1 (gene HACE1). The record is from RefSeq and is a predicted model, not a curated record. Gene Ontology annotation, molecular function: ubiquitin-protein transferase activity; protein binding. The transcript has 24 exons. Gene Ontology annotation, cellular component: nucleus. The coding region runs from base 133 to 2862 and encodes 909 amino acids. Gene Ontology annotation, biological process: proteasome-mediated ubiquitin-dependent protein catabolic process; protein polyubiquitination; positive regulation of protein catabolic process. Lineage: Eukaryota; Metazoa; Chordata; Mammalia; Eulipotyphla; Soricidae.